This is a messenger RNA of Larimichthys crocea (large yellow croaker), 801 nucleotides long. RefSeq names its product centrosomal protein 20 (gene cep20). Bases 2 to 535 code for a protein of 177 amino acids. Gene Ontology annotation, cellular component: centrosome; motile cilium; ciliary basal body. Gene Ontology annotation, biological process: microtubule anchoring; cilium assembly. The record is from RefSeq and is a predicted model, not a curated record. Gene Ontology annotation, molecular function: protein binding. The transcript has 4 exons. NCBI's taxonomy places the organism in Eukaryota, Metazoa, Chordata, Actinopteri, Sciaenidae.
GAUGCGUGUCCAUGAACAGGUUAGUUGUAGUUACACUCUCCGGUCGGUAGAUGGCAGAGGUCUGCAGGCAGACCGUUUGUUUACACAUGUUGCAAUGGCGACCAUCACUGAACUGAAAUGUGCCGUGAGGGAUACACUGGAGUCCCGUGGUGUGCUCGGCCAGCUGAAGGCUCGUAUCCGGGCGGAGGUGUUCAGCGCCCUGGAUGACCAGCGGGAGCCUCGUCCGCCGCUGUCCCACGAAAACCUGCUCAUCAACGAGCUCAUCCGGGAGUACCUGGAGUUCAACAAGUACAGGUACACGGCGUCAGUACUGACAGCAGAGUCAGGCCAAGCUGAAGUUCCUUUGGACAGACAGUUCCUGGCAGAUGAGCUGAAAGUCACAGAGGAUUUAAGCUCCAAGUCUGUGCCUCUUCUCUACGGCUUGGUGAGCCACUUUGUCAACAGCAAUGAUAAUGGUGAAAAGGUAUUUCUGCGAGGAGCCUCUCUGCCAGCGGGUACUACUGGCAGCCACACAGUACCUGGACCUGAUGCUUAAAAGUUGAUGCUCUUAGUCCUGGAGCAGCAUGGACUGAGAAGACUCUUUUAUACUCCAAUAGAUGAUUUGAAGUGUUGCAGCAUCUUGUUGGAUUUGAUCUUCUCUAUAGUUUUCACCUGAGUGUAUCAGCAUUAAAGCACAGACUGUAUGAAUUCUGCUGAGCUGCUAAAAUGCACAAAGCCUUUGUAUUGCUUUUAAGUUGCCAGUCACACCAGAUGGCCUUUUUAUGUUUAGGUUUUAAUAUCUGCCUUUAGAUUGACCAUCAA